AUGACUUUUCAACCCAAAGGCCUUUUGUCUCUUCCCUUGGAAGUUCUGUCGCCCAUAUGCGUCGAUGCCGCGCGGCAGGUUUAUCUAGACGCGUUCGAGCAGGCUCGCACCAAAUGUUUGUUGCAGGCACACCAUAUCGGUUCCGUGCCUCUCUAUUCAGACAUCGCAUGUCAGAGGAGUCGAGCUUUCAAGGGUAGUCUACGCCUCACUUGCAAGCAAGUUAACGCAGCCAUCGAGCGAGACAUGUUCCACCAUCUCACGCUGAAUCUCGACCGUGUGCGCGCUGCUUCCUCGCCACUACGUGAGAUGCUGGCGGCCAUCGCCUCUGGACUAUCACCCAUUUCGAUCUACGUCAGGGAACUCCUCAUAGAACCUCCAUACUGUUGCGCCUCUCACGAAACCGUCGAAGCCACUACGGCGGACUCGACACAUGCUCAGCUCGUACUCACUGCGCUCCGUCAGCUGAGAGCUCUGAGAUCGUUCACGUGGAAAUUCGGCGCAGAGUACUCUAAAGACGGACUGAAUGAGGCGAUAGCUGAGGCCCUCGGCUCGCUCCCGCACGUCGAAACCUGCCGAUUCUUGGUCACGUCGAGGAUCGUGGAGUUCCCAACUUUCCCCCUGUUCGCCAAUCUUCGCACACUCAUCUUUCGGAGCUGCCCCUCCAGGCCCACGAACCCACCCACCGUGCUAAGCUCUCAACUCGCUCGUAUCGUCGCGAAAUGCCCAAAGCUCGAGCAUCUGGUCGUUGACAUCCACGACGCACCAUACCGUGACGAGCAGAUCUUACCCACGUUCAGAGACAUUCUCUCGGAAUGCUCUGCGCAGAAGCCUCUCGCCAUACAACGUUUGGAGCUCACUGGAGUCACGGUCACUCUAGACGAGGUCACAGUCCCACACAUGCGCUCGCUGAAGACUUUGAAGAGCAACUUCUACGGAGCUCUACGUCCGCCAUCUGCACAGGCAGACUCCAUCCCGUUCCGUGACGCGGACGGGCUACAAAAUUUGGAACUCGACCGCAUCGAUGGAGGCCAGAAUCAUCUCAUACCGCCCUCUGGGCUGAGGCGUCUAGCACUAGGAUGGCUGCAUUGCCAACACGACGACGAUCGCCUUUCAGACCGAUUCUUUUCGACGGUCUUGCCAGGGCAUGCCGAGACAUUAGAGUCGCUGAGUAUUCUUCCCCAGGACGCGGGAGUGUGGUGUUAUAACGAGAAGAUGAUAUUAGGGAUUCAGCGCUGCACGAAAUUGAGAGAACUUGCUAUAAGCAUUGGCGAUAAAAGAAACGUGGAAGAGGACAUCGACGCUAUCCUCGACGCUGUGUCGUCCCUUCCUCAUCUAAAUGAGCUUCGCGUCUCCGUCGCUCUGGUAUCUUUUCUACGUAUACUCGAGCAAGACGCCCCGGAAACAGUCCUCAUGGACCGCCUUAUCGUACGCCUGCGGGAAUUCCGACGGCCUGCGGCCACUUCGGAAAAAAGCACUCCUCCUCACUACCCACCUUGCGUCUGCAUCGGUCGAAAGUGGCAUCGCCUUGAAGUCGUGGAGGAAAACGGAAAGGAGCUUUAUCGAUAUUCCAAGGUGGUGGUGUCGGAGAUUGAUGGAUUUUAUAGCUUGCGAAACAAUCGCUCAACGAAGUAG
Molecule: messenger RNA, 1632 nt
Organism: Stereum hirsutum FP-91666 SS1
Lineage: Eukaryota; Fungi; Basidiomycota; Agaricomycetes; Russulales; Stereaceae
Exons: 4
Coding region: 1-1632 (543 amino acids)
Source: RefSeq, a predicted model, not a curated record